This is a messenger RNA of Naumovozyma castellii, 915 nucleotides long. RefSeq names its product Rrp7p (gene RRP7). The record is from RefSeq and is a predicted model, not a curated record. The coding region runs from base 1 to 915 and encodes 304 amino acids. The transcript has a single exon. Lineage: Eukaryota; Fungi; Ascomycota; Saccharomycetes; Saccharomycetales; Saccharomycetaceae.
AUGAAUGCUAAUGAUGAACUGAGUAAGAUAGACUGUAUGAAGAACGGGUUCCUAGUGAUACCCUUCAAACUCCCAGAAGUAUUAAAGAAACCAAUGUUGAAAGAUGCGUUCCAUUACAUGUUCAUUAAGAAACAUCAAACAAAACAAGAAAGUGAGAUGAAUAGUCUUUUCGUGGUCAAUAUUCCUCUUUUGACAAACUUAGAUAUAAUGAAAACUGUUACUGCCAAGAUUUGUGAAAGAUAUGAUACUAUGGCACAUGUGGAAAAUCUGCUAUAUAACGACGAAUUUGGCCUAAAUGAAAUUAAUCUUUCUGCUCUAACUUCAGAUUUAUUGACAGACACCAAUGAUCAAAGCGAAUCAAGAUUUACUCCAAGGAAUACUGCGCUGUUGAAAUUUAUUGAUGAAUCAAGUUUAAAUAAUUGUUUCAAUGCUUUGAAAAAAUAUUCUCAAAUUGAUAGAAAGAAGAAAGUGGAUGAGCUACUUGAAUGGGAAUUUACCAGCCCCUCCAUGAACACGUUUAUCAACUUCUAUAAACCGAUUGAUUUGGAAUAUUUGAAAAAUGAUGUUUAUGAACAUUUGAAGAUCUUUGAACAAAGAGAGUUAGAAGAACAGGAGAAUGUACAAAGUUCCAUUGUAGACGAAGAUGGGUUUACCUUAGUUGUUGGUAAGAAUACAAAAUCAUUAAAUUCUAUAAGGAAAAAGAUCUUGAAUAGAAAUCCACUAUCGAAGUAUGAAAAUAAAGUAUCCAAACAAAUGCCAAACGCUAUUGAUAAAAAGGCAAAACAAGACUUCUAUAGAUUUCAAGUCAGAGAACGUAAGAAACAAGAAAUUAAUCAGCUACUGAAUAAAUUUAAGGAAGAUCAAGAGAAGAUUAAGGUCAUGAAGGCUAAAAGGAAGUUCAACCCAUAUAAAUAG